Messenger RNA from Acanthosepion pharaonis, 900 nucleotides. Lineage: Eukaryota; Metazoa; Mollusca; Cephalopoda; Sepiida; Sepiidae. The record is from the annotation of a GenBank genome assembly.
AUGCGCCUUAGAAGUCCUUUUUUCUUUUACUUCUUAAAUUUGUCUAUUCGUCCUUUCUUUUUUUUUCUUUUUCAUUCAUUCGAUGUUUUACUUUAUUUUAUGUCUAACAUUUAUUCGAUUUUUCUUCUUUAUUUGUUUCUUUCAUUUCAUGCAUUUUUAUUUUUUUCUUUUCUUUCUUUAACAUUACAUUCUCUUUCUCUAUUGAGUAAAUCAAUUCCUUUUUUCAUUGAUUCUUUCUUCUUUUCUCAUAAUUCUUCUCAUAUGAAGUUCUUUGACAAAAAUACAAUCUUUCUUUCUUUCUCUUCUGUCUUUCCUUCUUUCUUUCUUUUUUCUUUCUUUCUUUCUUUCUUUCUUUCUCAUACUUUUCUUUUUUUUUUAUUCUUACUUUCUUAUCCAAUGGUUUCAUUCUCGUACUUUAUUUAUUUAUUUAUUUGUCUCUUUCUUUCUUUUUUUCUUUUCUUUCUUUCUUUUUCUCAUACUUUUCUUUUUCUUUCAUGCUUCCUUUCUUCCCCAAUGGUUUCAUUCUCGUACUUUCUUUCUUUCUUUCUUUCUUUCUUUCUUUCUUUUUCUUUAUUUCUUUCUUUUUCGUUCUUUCUUUUUCUUUCUUUCUUUCUUUCUUUCUUUUUCUUUCUUUCUUUCUUUCUUUUUCUCAUACUUUUCUUUUUCUUUCAUUCUUCCUUUUUUAUACAAUGGUUUCAUUCUCGUACUUUCUUUCUUUCUUUUUCUUUCUUUCUUUCUUUCUUUUUCGUUCUUUCUUUUUCUUUCUUUCUGUUUUCUCAUACUUUUCUUUUUCUUUCAUUCUUCCUUUUUUAUCUAAUUCUUUCCUUUUCUGUCCUUUAUCCAUCUUUCUAUCUUUUGUCUUCCUUGCUUUCUUUCUUUCUUUCUUCAUUUCUUUCCUAA